AGCGGGCCAAUUGCUGGCCGUGUGCGCAGUGCAGCGGCGGCAGCUGGGCGCGUGGUGUCUGCGGCGGCAGUUGAGGUCAAGUAGCGGCGUUGGGCAGCAGCUGAGCUCACCAUGCGCGAGUGCAUCUCUAUCCACGUGGGGCAGGCAGGUGUCCAGAUCGGCAAUGCCUGCUGGGAACUGUACUGCCUUGAACAUGGAAUUCAGCCUGAUGGUCAGAUGCCAAGUGACAAAACCAUCGGCGGUGGGGAUGACUCGUUCAACACGUUCUUCAGCGAGACUGGGGCUGGCAAGCAUGUGCCCAGAGCGGUAUUUGUGGACCUGGAACCCACCGUGGUCGAUGAAGUGCGCACGGGGACCUACAGGCAGCUCUUCCACCCAGAGCAGCUGAUCACCGGGAAGGAGGACGCAGCCAAUAAUUACGCCAGAGGCCAUUAUACCAUCGGCAAGGAGAUCGUCGACCUGGUCCUGGACCGGAUCCGGAAACUGGCGGAUCUGUGCACGGGGCUGCAGGGCUUCCUCAUCUUCCACAGUUUCGGGGGCGGCACCGGCUCUGGCUUCGCGUCUCUGCUCAUGGAGCGGCUGUCGGUGGACUACGGCAAGAAGUCCAAGCUGGAAUUUGCCAUUUACCCAGCCCCCCAGGUGUCCACGGCCGUGGUGGAGCCCUACAACUCCAUCCUGACCACCCACACGACCCUGGAGCAUUCCGACUGUGCCUUCAUGGUGGACAACGAAGCCAUCUACGACAUAUGUCGGCGCAACCUGGAUAUCGAGCGGCCCACGUACACCAACCUCAAUCGUCUGAUCGGGCAGAUCGUGUCCUCCAUCACGGCCUCCCUGCGAUUCGAUGGGGCCCUGAACGUGGACUUGACGGAAUUCCAGACCAACCUGGUCCCGUACCCCCGCAUCCACUUUCCCCUGGCCACGUACGCCCCGGUCAUCUCUGCCGAGAAGGCCUACCACGAGCAGCUGUCCGUGGCCGAGAUCACCAAUGCCUGCUUUGAGCCGGCCAACCAGAUGGUCAAGUGUGACCCUCGGCACGGCAAGUACAUGGCCUGCUGCAUGUUGUACAGGGGGGAUGUGGUCCCAAAAGAUGUCAACGCGGCCAUCGCCACCAUCAAGACCAAGCGCACCAUCCAGUUUGUGGAUUGGUGCCCGACUGGAUUUAAGGUGGGCAUCAACUACCAGCCCCCCACCGUCGUCCCCGGGGGUGACCUGGCCAAGGUGCAGCGGGCUGUGUGCAUGCUGAGCAACACUACCGCCAUUGCCGAGGCCUGGGCCCGCCUGGACCAUAAGUUUGACCUCAUGUACGCAAAGAGGGCCUUUGUGCACUGGUACGUGGGGGAAGGCAUGGAGGAAGGGGAGUUCUCUGAGGCCCGGGAGGACCUGGCAGCUCUGGAGAAAGAUUAUGAAGAGGUGGGUGUGGAUUCCGUGGAAGCAGAGGCCGAAGAAGGGGAAGAAUACUGAAUGGGAGCGGGGCUGGCAGGGGUUCCUCUCCCCCCGACCCCCUCACCCCCUCCUGCCACCUUGCAGCACAUCUUGUUUCCAGUUGUUUACAAUUAAAGUUUCUCCAUGAAGCCUCUGUCUAUUGUGAUGCACAGUGGGACACAGGUCUCUGCCGGCAGGGAGGGGUAGGACCCCAAGGCCUGCUGGGCCACAUGGAAGGCUGUCCUGGGCUGUACUGUAGGAGUUCGGUGCAGCACUACUUAUAUCUUAAGGAGCCACUGUUGAUGUGACAUGACCUGGGGGAAACAGUGUUUCCAGAUCAAGGUUUCAAGGCACAAAGAUUUCCCUAGAUUCUAGGAAACCUAGUUAGGUUUUCAGUUGUGUUUGUCAUUUUUCAGGCUUCUCUGUUAAUGGCACAUGGUAAGAGUUUGGAACGAAGUUUGAACAUCUGAGGUCCGUGGAAGGGGGCUGUUGACAAAGUCCCUAACACUGUGGGCCACAUGUGUAGGGUGAGGACAUUUUUAGGGGGGAAAGAUCUUACUGUAUUUUGCAUGGCAUUCACAACCCACAGGGUGAGCUCUAGGUUACAACAGUUCAUCUCUGACUUCGCUGUGCACGUACCCUGUAUGACAGCAUCCCCCCUCCACACUCAGGCCCUUACAGCUGAGCACCCUAGGAACAGUCUCGGCAAAGCACUGCAACUUUCCCUUCAGCAAAACACGUUGAUGUCCGUUUAUAAAAGAUCUAGGAAUACAGUUGACCCUCGAACAACAGGAGUUUCAAUGGUGCAGGGUCAACUGUAUGGAUUUUUUACAGUAUGGUAGUGUAAAUGUAUUUUCCUUAUGAUUUUCCUUUCUUUAGCAUCUUCUUAUGGUAAGAAAUACAGUAUGUAAUACAUAUAUGAAGUAUGUAUUAAUUGGCUUUAUAUUAUCGGUAAGGCUUCCUGUUAACAAUAGGCUACUAGUAGGUAAGCUUUGAGGAUUCAAAAGUUAUACUUGGAUUUUCAACUAUGCAGGAGGUUGGUGCCCCUUACCCUUGUGUCGUUCAAGGGCCAACUGUA
This is a messenger RNA of Zalophus californianus (California sea lion), 2503 nucleotides long. Its product is annotated as tubulin alpha-3 chain. The transcript is spliced from 5 exons. The record is from RefSeq and is a predicted model, not a curated record. Gene Ontology annotation, molecular function: GTP binding; structural constituent of cytoskeleton. Bases 112 to 1464 code for a protein of 450 amino acids. Gene Ontology annotation, biological process: microtubule cytoskeleton organization; mitotic cell cycle. Gene Ontology annotation, cellular component: cytoplasm; microtubule. NCBI's taxonomy places the organism in Eukaryota, Metazoa, Chordata, Mammalia, Carnivora, Otariidae.